AUGAAAUACGAAUAUUCAGAUAAAAUAGAAGAAUAAACAUGUAAAUUAGAAGAAUUAAUAACUUAAAUUCAAUAAGAUUUAAUAGAAAUAGAAUAAUAUAAGAGUAUUUGUUAUAGAAAAUGCUAAUAUUGUUUAUAAAUUCAUGAUAUUUAAAAUAAAUCAUUUAAGAAUUGUAUCUAAAACUUAUUUUAAAGAUCAAAAUUAUUAAUAAAUAAAAAUGAAUCUAAUCAAAAUAAAAAUAUUAUAGUAAAUAAAUUUAGAAGUAGAAAAUAAUUAUUAUUAAAAUCAUAUAAGAAUAAAACUAAAUAAACAUGGUUGAUUUAAUAAAUAUAAAAAUGGAAUCAAUUUUUAUAAAUUUAUUAAAAAAAUAAAUGUUAUCCUGGAAAGAUGACAAUACAUUAAAGAUGGACUUUUUAUGUUAUUAAAGUGUAUCAUUGUUAGUAUUGUUUUAAAGAAUUUAAAUCAUUCUAUCAAACUUAAUAUCAUAUGAAUAAAUUUUGUAGAAAGAGAUCAUUUCCAUUUGUAGAAGAAGAACCAAUAAUAAAGAAUAAAAUUAUUAAAACUAUUUUUAAAUAAUUUUGA
Molecule: messenger RNA, 582 nt
Organism: Paramecium pentaurelia
Lineage: Eukaryota; Ciliophora; Oligohymenophorea; Peniculida; Parameciidae
Source: the annotation of a GenBank genome assembly